CUUGUAUUACCUAUGUACCUAUUAUAGUAGGAAAUGAGGGCAGUUAUGCUGUAGAGGUGGAUAGGAAUGCUGUGUCGGUGGUGUGUACUGGUCCGGCGUUGACUACCAGAGAAAGUGUCACACCUGUUAACAUAAUGGACCUUAAUUAUAAUUUGAAUGCUAAUCUCAACAGUUCUGGUGGCUACAACAUCAUGCCAUCACAACAGAACACUGCUGGAACAUCAAUGUGGAUCGGAAGUUACCCGUCCCAGCAGCAGUUACAGCAGUUGUCUGGCCAGAUGGCGACCAUGAACAUUGCUGACACAGGGACGAAUUAUUUGGAUACAUACAUGGCUCUGUCACAACAAAAUGGACUGGGUGUGCCUGCUCACACACCCAAUACGGAUUUUUAUGUGACAUCUGUUCAGCAGGCUCCCACGGGUGGAAUUAACACGACAUUGGCGAACAGUAAUAAUGGUAUGGAUCUACAGGCAGCUACGAGACUUGCCAACCAACAAUUGUCACCAACGUUAGGUAUUGAAAUGGCACAAGUUCAGAUGAUGAGCACUGAACAACAAGUGGCACUGCUGACCGAAUUACAGCGUAAAAACGCAGCAGCUGGUCUACUUCCACCCCAGUUCCCCCCACCCGCGUAUCCAACUAACCAGCAACCACAGUUCCCAAAGCAGUAUGUUGUGUCGAGUACCAUAAGCAGUAGUUCUGCUCCAAUGUCGCCUUCUUCCACGGGUUCCAGUUCGGCUCCCCAGACUCCAACGUCGGAGAGAUACGGAACGACGUUGGGUGUCAAAUCCAGCUCUCCCGAAAGCACCGGAAGUAAUCUACAUCAGCGGUCUUUUACGAUUUCUGAAACGAGCAGCACUACGUCAUCAACAUCAGUGCCUGGAUCACCAACUUGUGGUCUGUCAUCUUUUAAUGAUGACGUCAUAGACUCGCCACGAUUUCUCAGGUCACCGUCAAACCCGGAUACUCCUUCAAAAUCUACACAUGCUCCAAUUCGUUCGAAAUCACUAAAAUAUGAUGUAAGAUUUCCACAGGAUAAGUGCCACAAAUGUUUAAAGAAGGUGUAUAAGGUAGAAAGUGUGGGCCCUGUCAAAGGCGCAGUGUACCAUAACACGUGCUUUACAUGCAAGACAUGUAAAACCAAAUUAACACUAAAGAAUUAUUAUUUGAGCCAAAAUGAUAAGUAUGACGUUUCUGUUUAUUGCAAAUCACAUCAACCAACUAUAGCGGACAAGGGAGGCCAUCUUGAUGCUAACUCCAUACUUAUCAAAGGAGCCAUGAGUGUGCCCAAACUCGAUAAAGUCAAUGAGCAAAUCAAGGUUAACAAAAAUAGCAAGUACCACAUGGACGCGAACUCGCUGGACAUUUCUCAUGCGCGAAACGUACCCGCCACUGAUUUACAGACAGGUAAUAAGGUCAAGGCCAAAGCGUGGAAGAAAAAGGACAGAGCAAUUGACAUAGUCCCUCCACGGGACGUUAUACGUCAUAGUGAUCUAGUGCCAGAGUAUGACGUAGAGGAAUACGAGCACGCGCUUGUGGAACAGCAGCCGGACUACCAUUGUUCGCGUCACUAAGGUGCGGUAAAUGUGCUGAGAUUCGAUGUGGUUAUAUCGGCCUUGUAUAUGGCAUAAAACAUCACUGCCAGGUAACAUUUUGCCCGUUAUAUCGUUUAAAUGUGGUACGUAUUUUGUAUCGUGCUUGACAGUUCCGCGUAUCGGGUAUAUUUCACAUAUAUAUUGAUAUAUAUAUAUAUAUAUAUAUACCUCUCUAAUUCCUUAUCACAGCGGUAAUGUGACGUUGGUUUAGGGUAUUGUAUUAUUUAUUUAUGAAUACUUUAUACUAUAUUGAAGUACUGCCUAUUGUGUAAACUGAACGCACGUGCUUUCAUUUUGGACAUGUUGGACAAGUACGAAUGUGCACGGAACUGAAUAGCGGAAGUGACGUUCAAUAUCAAACACUAAAAUAUGAAUACUCUAUUUAUACAAAUCAAAUUAACUCAACACUUUUCAAUCAAAAUUGGAUACCGGUUCUUCACUGAAUCAGCACCAUUUUAUGUUCAUAUUUACAAAUACUCAAUCAUUCCGAUAAUCCAUCAGUAUUUUCCCGUCAUUUGUACAAUAUACCUCUGUUAUCAACUGUCCUACUAAUUCUCAAUAAAACCUGUACCAUGCAAAAUAAGGGAGCAUGCCCCAAUUAUUUUUGUGGAUAUGUUUUUUUGUGCGGACGCAUUAUGUAAUCUGAUUAUCUGUGUGGACUGUGUACAUUGAUCUAGAUUUGUGUUGACUGUGUACAUUGAUGAUCUGUGUGGACUGUGUACAUUGAUGAUCUGUGUGGACUGUGUACACUGAUGAUCUGUGUGGACUGUGUACACUAAUGAUCUGUGUGGACUGUGUACACUGAUGAUUUGUGUGGACUGUGUACACUGAUGAUUUGUGUGGACUGUGUACACUGAUGAUUUGUGUGGACUGUGUACAUUGAUGAUUUCUGUGGACUGUGUACACUGAUGAUCUGUGUGGACUGUGUACACUGAUGAUUUGUGUGGACUAUAUACACUGAUGAUCUGUGUGGACUGUGUACAUUGAUGAUUUCUGUGGACUGUGUACACUGGUGAUCUGUGUGGACUGUGUACACUGAUGAUCUGUGUGGACUGUGUACACUGAUGAUUUGUGUGGACUGUGUACACUGAUGAUCUGUGUGGACUGUGUACACUGAUGAUUUGUGUGGACUGUGUACACUGAUGAUUUGUGUGGACUGUGUACACUGGUGAUCUGUGUGGACUGUGUACACUGAUGAUUUGUGUGGACUGUACACUGAUGAUCUGUGUGGACUGUGUACACUGAUGAUCUGUGUGGACUGUGUACACUGAUGAUCUGUGUGGACUGUACACUGAUGAUCUAGAUUUGUGUGGACUGUGUACAUUGAUGAUUUGUGUGGACUGUGUACACUGAUGAUCUGUGUGGACUGUGUACAUUGAUGAUUUGUGUGGACUGUGUACACUGAUAAUCUGUGUGGACUGUGUACACUGAUCUAGAUUUGUGUGGACUGUGUACACUGAUGAUUUGUGUGGAAUGUGUACACUGAUGAUCUGUGUGGACUGUGUACACUGGUGAUCUGUGUGGACUGUGUACACUGAUGAUUUGUGUGGACUGUGUACACUGAUGAUCUGUGUGGACUGUGUACACUGAUGAUUUGUGUGGACUGUGUACACUGAUCUAGAUUUGUGUGGACUGUGUACACUGAUGAUUUGUGUGGAAUGUGUACACUGAUUAUUUGUGUGGACUGUGUACACUGAUGAUCUGUGUGGACUGUGUACAUUGAUGAUCUGUGUGGACUGUGUACACUGAUGAUCUGUGUGGACUGUGUACACUGAUGAUUUGUGUGGACUGUGUACAUUGAUGAUCUGUGUGGACUGUGUACACUGAUGAUCUGUGUGGACUGUGUACAUUGAUGAUCUGUGUGGACUGUGUACACUGAUGAUCUGUGUGGACUGUGUACACUGAUGAUUUGUGUUGACUGUGUACACUGGUGAUCUGUGUGGACUGUGUACACUGAUGAUCUGUGUGGACUGUGUACAAUGAUGAUUUGUGUGAACUGUGUACACUGAUGAUUUGUGUGGAAUGUGUACACUGAUGAUCUAGAUUUGUGUGGACUGUGUACACUGAUGAUCUAGAUUUGUGUGGACUGUACACUGAUCUAGAUUUGUGUGGACUGUGUACACUGAUGAUCUAGAUUUGUAGAUUUGUGUUGAUAUAUUGUGUGUAAGAGUUUUCAUGUCAGCUAGGUUUCAGAGCGGUCUAACCCUUAGAUAGAAUUUCACUGUACGGACAAACUAAUACGUUCGGACUAAAAAGGUUUUAAAAAACCAGCAUUUCCGAAAUACUAAUUGUUGUACAAAGUUGUUUAUCCUGACUAGACAGGUUUUACCCUACCGGGGCUUUCAUUUGACCCAAGAGAGUGAGUUUUAAAUGCUUUGAAUAUUUGACUCUUUUGUUUGCAAGGACAUGUAUAUUUCACAUGUGCUAGAUCCUUUGUAUUUGACUUCUUAAAACCAAGGUUCAGCUGAUAUGUUCGGAUUGUCGAGGUGUCUUUGUGUGUAGACUACCCGGUUUUAUUAUAAAUGAGAGUCGCAUACCUGUGUCGUUACAUGUACAGACUACCAACGUUACAGUGUGCAUGCAAACCGUACGUGUCAAAUAUGAAUUACAGAAGUUAAGUGUACAUACAAGCUGACAAAUUCGGAUUACAGAAAUUUAAGUGUACAUUCAAACUGACGAUUCCGGAUUAUAUAAAUUCCUAUGUAUACCGUAUACAAGUUGGCGAGUCCGGAUAACAGAAAUUUAAUUGUACAUAAAUGCGGACGAGUCUGGAUUACAGAAGUUCGUAUGUUCAUACAAGCUGACAAAACCGGAUUACAGAAGUUCGUAUGUUCAUACAAGCGGACGAGUCCGGAUUACAGAAGUUCGUACAUGUAUGUUCAUACAAGCUGACAAGUCCGGAUUACAGAUGUUCGUAUGUUCAUACAAGCUGACAAGUCCGGAUUACAGAAGUUCGUAUGUUCAUACAGGAUGACAAGUCUGGAUUUCAGACGUUUGUAUGUUCAUACAAGCUAACAAGUCCGGAUUACAGAAGUUUAAGCGUAAAAAGAAGCUGACGAGUUCAGACUACAUAGAAUAAGGGUAAAUAUAAGCUGACUGUCCGGAUUAUAGAAGUUUAAGUGUACAUACCAGCUGACUAGUCCGGAUUAUAGAAGUUUAAGUGUACAACACGGCGGCAUGAUGACGAGUCCGGAUUACACAAAUUUGUAUGUUCAUACAGGCUGACGAGUCCGUAUUACAGAAGUUUGUAUAUACAUACAAGCUGACGAGUCCGGAUUACAGAGGUUUUAGUGUACAUACUAAAUGACGAGUCCGUAUUACAGAGGUUUAAGUGUACAUACUAAAUGACGAGUCCGUAUUACAGAGGUUUAAGUGUACAUACUAAAUGACGAGUCCGUAUUACAGAGGUUUAAGUGUACAUACAAGCUGACGAGUCCGUAUUACAGAGGUUUAAGUGUACAUACAAGCUGACGAGUCCGUAUUACAGAGGUUUAAGUGUACAUACAGAAAUGUACUAAAUGACGACUCUGGAUUACAGACGUUUGUAUGUACGUACUGUACAAGCUGAUGAGUCCGGAUUAUAGUGAUAGUGUCGGUUUUAGUUUGAAUUGAAGCUAGCAUUUUCUGAUUACAAUAGAUUUGCAACAAAUAAAAAUUAUAAAGUUCA
Messenger RNA from Pecten maximus, 5262 nucleotides. RefSeq names its product LIM domain-containing protein 1-like. Gene Ontology annotation, molecular function: actin filament binding. Lineage: Eukaryota; Metazoa; Mollusca; Bivalvia; Pectinida; Pectinidae. The record is from RefSeq and is a predicted model, not a curated record. The transcript has a single exon. The coding region runs from base 135 to 1574 and encodes 479 amino acids. Gene Ontology annotation, biological process: actin filament bundle assembly. Gene Ontology annotation, cellular component: actin cytoskeleton; plasma membrane.